Messenger RNA from [Candida] anglica, 1396 nucleotides. The record is from the annotation of a GenBank genome assembly. NCBI's taxonomy places the organism in Eukaryota, Fungi, Ascomycota, Pichiomycetes, Serinales, Debaryomycetaceae.
GACAGAAAGCACUAUUUUCAUUUCUUACUGAAUCUUUACACAACUGCUCCCACACCAUGCUGUACACCUGUAAUACUUGUGGGUUGGCCUUUGCCACCCCAGAGGACCAGAGAGUUCACAUGAAGUCUGAUUGGCACAGAUAUAACUUGAAGAGAAGAGUGGCUCAACUCCCACCGAUCGAUGAGGAUCUUUUCAAUUCCAAGGUUGCCUCGUUGACCAUCGCCGAAGAGACCCCAGCCGAACCCAAGAAGAGCAACAAGCAGUUGACCAAGAAGGAAAUCAGAAGAAGAGAAAAGGAGGCCAUACAUGAAAAGAAGAAGCAGAUUUUGGAGAUGGCUAGACAAAACAUGCUUGCUGGGAAUAAGCGUGAAAGUAGCGCUGACGGUGAGGCUACUGAAGAGACUGCUGAAGCUGCUGCUGCUGCUGCUGCUGCUGCUGAAACUGUCGCUUCAGACGCCGCACAACCAGAAGCCGAAGUUGUAGCUGAAGAAUUAACCGAAGAACAACAAGCGGAACAAUUGAUGGCAAAGAAGAUUGCCAACCGAGUCCACAUCCCAUCCACCACAUGUUUGUUCUGUCCACCAAAGGCAAAGAUGGAGUUUGAAACCGUGGACUUAAACAUAGAGCACAUGUUCAAGCAGCAUGGAUUUUACAUACCCGAACAAAAGUACUUGGAAGACAAGGACGGCCUUAUUGCAUACUUGGGUGAAAAGAUUGGGUUGGGUAACGUUUGUCUUUCUUGUACAUACCAGGGGAGAAACACCGAAGCUGUGAGAGAACAUAUGAAGGUGAAGAGACACAUGCGUUUGCCAUACGAGUUGGAAGACGAGAAGCUUGAAGUGUCUCAAUUCUAUGAUUUCCUGUCCACAUACGAACCUCGUACAAAGAUUGUUGUACCUGAAAGCGAACUGGCUGCUGAUGGCGAAGAUUGGGAAGAUGUUUCUGACGAAGGCGAAGAUGCUGACUCCGAUUCUGAAGACGACUUGCCUCCAGCUGAGGACAAUGCUCUUCUUCAAAAUGGCCAUGAGCUUGUCUUGCCAUCUGGUGCCGUGAUUGGUCACAGAUCCAUGGCAAGAUACUACAGACAAAACUUGGCUCCAGAAAGAAUCUUGACCGAAGGUCAAGGUACCGUUAUUGCUGCCGAAACUAGACACAUGUUCACCGUCAAGGACAGACAAGAAUUGGCAUUACAAAAGAGAACCUGGGCCAGAGAAAAGAAGAGAGAAGAUGUCAACGACAGAAGAGCUGCCAAGUUUAUCAACAACCAACCUCAUUUCAGAGACCCAUUGUUACAAUAGUCUAUGUAUAUUAUGUAUCGCGUCAUAUGUUCUAAUGAAUGGAAUAUUUUUUUUUAAUAGAAAAAUUUUGUAUGUACAAGAUCCCCAGUAGAUGUUAA